Messenger RNA from Formica exsecta, 1205 nucleotides. Its product is annotated as eukaryotic translation initiation factor 3 subunit F-like. Lineage: Eukaryota; Metazoa; Arthropoda; Insecta; Hymenoptera; Formicidae. The transcript has 5 exons. The record is from RefSeq and is a predicted model, not a curated record. The coding region runs from base 132 to 989 and encodes 285 amino acids. Gene Ontology annotation, molecular function: translation initiation factor activity; translation initiation factor binding; metallopeptidase activity. Gene Ontology annotation, cellular component: eukaryotic translation initiation factor 3 complex, eIF3m. Gene Ontology annotation, biological process: translational initiation.
ACGUCACUUACGCAUGCGCACGGAGAUUCCCACAUGGGAAAAAAUCCCACGGCAGCGCAUCACUGAGUUGAUCUCGGCGUUCUUUAUGGUAUACUCGUAUAGAGCUGUGCAAAGUGCAAAGUGUCGUAAACAUGGCGCUCAAUCUCACUGUCAAAGUGCAUCCCGUGGUUUUAUUUCAGAUUGUGGAUGCUUACGAACGACGAAAAGCGGAAUCGUUGCGCGUUAUUGGGACUUUAUUGGGUACCGUGGAAAAAGGGAUAGUCGAAGUAACCAACUGCUUUUGCGUACCGCACAAAGAAUCCGAGAGCCAGGUAGAAGCCGACCUUACCUAUGGAAUGGACUUGUACGAUUUAAAUCACCGAGUUAAUGCGCAAGAGAAUAUUGUCGGUUGGUGGGCCACUGGCAAUGAGGUCACCACACAUUCAUCCGUUAUCCAUGAAUAUUAUGUGCGAGAAUGUAACAAUCCGGUGCAUUUGACUGUUGAUACUACAUUGGCAAAUACAACGAGAAUGGCGAUCAAAGCUUACGUAUGCGUUCCAUUAGGAGUGCCUAAUGGCAAGCAAGGUUCCAUGUUCACACCGGUUAAAGUUCAGAUUAGAUGCUACGAGCCGGAGGUUGUAGGACUGCAGUUAUGCUCCAAGACUCAAUUGCACACGCAUAUACAAACAUCCGGGGCAAAAUCUACCGGAGGGAUAGAACCCAUGAUGGAUCUUGCACAAGUCUCGGAGGCUUGCUCCAAACUUUCUUUAAUGCUAGAACAAGUACUUGCAUAUGUUGACGAUGUUCUAGCAGGGAAACAAUUACCGGAUAAUCAAGUCGGCAGAGCCCUUUUGGAUAUGGUACAUUCCGUACCGAAAAUGACUAGCGAUCAAUUUGACGAAAUGUUUAAUAGUAAUGUUAAGGAUCUUCUGAUGGUUGUCGCAUUAUCGCAAUUGAUAAAAACGCAAUUGCAACUUAAUGAAAAGCUUACACUACUUACAACUCUGUGAUUAAAAGUGUUUAAUUUUUUAUAUCGUAUAAACGUGUAAUGCAACAGAAAGCUAAUACGAAUGAUCCAUUUCCUAUAUAUUCAGAUUCCUGUUAAUAUAUCAUCGAUCACGUGUUGGGAUUUAUAAUAGUGUUUGAUAAACAGUGCGAAAUGAUGAUUCGAUCAAUGAAAUAUAAAAAAAUAGCAUUACAGAAUGAUACAAUUACAAUAUAUGCAC